AUUUGGGAAAUGAAGGGAGGAGGGAACUACUUUCCUGAAACUUGCUAUGCUGCACACGACUUCGAGUUGCAGUGAUUCGUCCGGAGACCGCAGCUUUUAGUCCUCCAACCCGCACGCCCUCACUCCCAGGGCACCCUGCUCGGCAACCCCACCCGGUGGUCACUUUGGCCCUCGGGGGAAGCCGGAGGCCGGGAGAAGUCGCCAGGGACUACUUCGCCUCCUCCUGCGGGAGCCCCCAGUUCGGGCAGCAGCGGCGGCGGCGGCACGGCGGAAGGAGCGGGCGGCGUGAGCGCUUCCGCCGCCCCCCUCGCGGCUCCCCUCUGGCGGGUGUGGGGAGGUGAGGAGCUGGCCCGCGGAGCUGCUGCCGGGCACUGGCUGGUGGGGGACUUGCGGCCGCUCUCCUGGCUCUCAAGCUGCUUCUCGGAACCCUGCUCCCCGGGAGUGGCUGGUCUUCGUCGGCCCGGCGGGAGCGAUUGGCUUGCUUGCCACCGCCGCACACGCUCCCCGCCGCCCCCUCUUCCCCCUCUGGAGUCGUCCCGGCUGGAGCGUGUCUGGAGGAAUCUGCCACCGAAGGCCCCUCGCCCGGUUCCGCUCGUUUUUGAGGACCGCCCCACUUGCUGCCUGGGGCUGAGCGGGUAGCCUGCAGCGAGGCGGGAGAUGGUGGGGUGGGCUCCGGUAGGACCGCGCCGCCGUUGCCGGGAGCCUGGGCUCGGCACCCCCCUGCCGGCCCCCACCAAGCCGAGCUCUGCUUCCUCCUCGCUGCAUCCCUGAGGGAAGCGCCGCCUCUGCUCCGGGCUUCUUUGCUCGCCCGCCCGCUCGCCCGCUCUUUCCCUGCCGGACCCUGCCGGACCCCGCCGCACUCCACCCCAGUGGCGGGAGGAGCAGCUCUCCAGUCAGCCCUUGCAGGACCCCUUUCUUUUUUCCUUUCCACGGACCCUCCCCGGCCUCCUCGGAUCACUUGGCUGGGCACUGAGUCUAGGGAAGAGGCUGGGGUCGCCACGGCGGAGGUUGUUGCCGCCACCCCCCUGCGGGGGUGGCCAGGGUUCCCGGCUGGGGGGGCACCGUUCUGGGUGAGGCAUCCACCAUGGUGAGGCCCCUGAGCCGCUGCCCCCUCGCCCCCCCGGCCGUCGCUGCCUCCUGCCCCUCGGUGCUGCUGCUGCUCCUCCGCCUACUGUUGCUCCUCCAUCUCCAGAUCGGAUCACGGUGAGGGAAAGAUGAGCGAGGAGACGGCGACUUCUGACAACGAUAAUAGUUAUGCACGAGUGCGAGCUGUGGUGAUGACCCGGGAUGACUCAAGUGGUGGCUGGUUACCGCUUGGAGGGAGUGGACUGAGCUGCGUCACGGUCUUCAAAGUCCCUCACCAGGAAGAGAAUGGCUGCGCUGACUUUUUUAUCCGUGGAGAGCGACUCAGGGACAAAAUGGUGGUUUUGGAAUGUAUGCUUAAAAAGGAUCUCAUUUACAAUAAGGUCACUCCGACAUUUCACCACUGGAAGAUUGAUGACAAGAAAUUUGGCCUUACCUUUCAAAGUCCUGCUGAUGCGAGGGCUUUUGAUAGAGGUAUUCGAAGAGCUAUAGAGGACAUUUCUCAAGGAUGCCCAGCAUUAAAAAAUGAAACUGAAGGAGCAGAAGAUGACUUACAAGCAACUGAAGAGGAUACUCCCAGUUCUCUAGUGAAAGAUCAUCUUUUCCAGCAAGAGACAGUUGUUACCAGUGAGCCUUAUAGAAUCUCAAGACCUUCUCCCUUUGAAGAUUUGAAUGCUAGAAGAGUCUACUUGCAAAGCCAAGCCAAUCAGAUAACGUUCAGUCAUCCAAGCCUAGAUAUUCAGGGCAGAAGUAUAGAAUAUGUACAGCGACAAAUAUCCAAGGAAUGUGGAAGCCUAAAGUCCCAAAAUAGGUUUCCUGUGAAGUCAAUCCGACAUGUCAGCUUCCAAGAUGAGGACGAGAUUGUCAGAAUAAACCCUCGAGAUAUCUUAAUACGUCGCUAUGCAGACUACAGACAUCCUGACAUGUGGAAAAAUGACUUGGAGAGAGAUGAUACUGACUCCAAUAUUCAGUUUUCUAAACCAGACAAUAAAAAAUCAGACUAUCUAUACUCUUGUGGGGAUGAGACUAAGUUAAGUUCACUCAAAGACUCUGUGGCACUUAAGACACAGCCUUCCUCAUUAAAAUCUAAGAAGUCAAAACGAAGAAAAGAAGAUGGUGAACGUUCUCGCUGCGUAUACUGCCAGGAGAGGUUUAAUCAUGAAGAAAAUGGCAGGGGAAAAUGUCAGGAUGCUCCAGACCCUAUUAAAAGAUGCAUAUAUCAAGUUAGUUGCAUGCUCUGUGCUGAGAGCAUGCUGUAUCAUUGUAUGUCAGACUCAGAGGGAGAUUUUUCUGAUCCCUGUUCGUGUGACACUAGCGAUGACAAGUUCUGCUUACGAUGGUUAGCCCUAGUAGCUUUGUCUUUCAUUGUACCUUGUAUGUGCUGCUACGUCCCUUUGAGAACGUGCCAUCGUUGUGGUGAGGCAUGCGGGUGUUGUGGUGGGAAACAUAAAGCUGCUGGAUGAAAGGAUCCAGUGCUGAAAUGAGCUGAAAAUCUUUGUUUCCAGGAACUAGCUAACUUGGAUUUGUGGACGCUUUUGGCAAGCAAUACGAAGUCUUGCCUGGUGUCGUAGGGGCCACACGUGCAGGAAGCAGAACUCAUCAGUUCUUGGCAUUUCACACAUGCUAGCCAUGCCUAACUUUUCCCUUGAGUGCAUGGCAUGUUUUGUUACAGGUUGUAAAAAGUAUUUGCAAAGGGAAACCAUUUCUGGUUAUUGGCUAUAAAAAGUGAGCCUAAAAUACUAGCCAACUAAGCGAGAGUAAUUUCUGGCAUUUUUGUAUAUUUAUGCAUUAGGUGAUGGGACUUUUAAAGGUUUGAAUUCAUGCACUAGGGGACAGCUGAUUUCAGUCUAAGAAAAGUUAACAUUUGGGAAUUAUAAGAAGUUAAACAAGUGCAACUAAAUCAUUUAUUGUUUUUUGAAAGCAGUUUUAUGUAUAAAUAACAAAUGUUUAUAUUUAACUAAAUAUAAGGUACGAAUUAUGACAUAUUAAACUUUUCUUCCGUUCCUAGUUCGGAAGUAGAUGUAUAUAUAUAUCUACUGUCACAUUCCAUUAUAUUUGAAUAUUUUACUCAUCUAGUUAAUAACAUUUUUAUUCCAUGUGAAUGAUUUGAUAUUUUCACCCUCAUUUUCCCUUUGGCUACGAUUUAUAUUGAGUUAUGUCUGUACAUUCUGGUAAUCUAAAAUUCUUAAAAAUAUUCUAAUAGCCUUGAGUGACCAACUUUUUUUUAAAGCACAGAUGUAAUUGUCUAAUGUUCUGAUGGGAACAUAACACUUAUUUUUAUAUAAAAAGUGACUGAGUAAACAUAGAAAAAAGAGGUUUGGGGUUGUUGUUCUGUUUUUUUUUGUGGUAUUCAACCAGCAAGUUGUUUUCUUUCAGAUUUUCCUCCUUCAAAAAAAUUAUAUUGCAUUUACAAAUAUUUUACAAGGCAAAAAAGUGUAACUGGAUAGUUUAGUAUAAAAGUUUUCUCCCGAGAUUUCCAUUUAUCAUUCCAGUAAACCAGAAUUUGUUCAGCUAUGUUACUAAUUUUUUGGCUUAAUCCUCAGUCCUUAUUAUUCACAUAAUAAUA
This is a messenger RNA of Artibeus jamaicensis (Jamaican fruit-eating bat), 3649 nucleotides long. RefSeq names its product sprouty related EVH1 domain containing 1 (gene SPRED1). Gene Ontology annotation, biological process: negative regulation of MAPK cascade; multicellular organism development. The record is from RefSeq and is a predicted model, not a curated record. The coding region runs from base 1215 to 2546 and encodes 443 amino acids. NCBI's taxonomy places the organism in Eukaryota, Metazoa, Chordata, Mammalia, Chiroptera, Phyllostomidae. Gene Ontology annotation, molecular function: protein kinase binding. The transcript is spliced from 7 exons. Gene Ontology annotation, cellular component: membrane.